CCUGUGUCCCGCUACAAAGACAACAAUCCUGUAAUCACAAGAAACAGGGUUUCCCUCCCUCUCUCUCUUUCUCUAUGAUUGAGCUCACUUCUGUGAGAGAACUCUCUAGCAUAUUCUGGAAUCUUGCCGAGUCCUUCCCGCCUUUUCUUCAUCGACGGUGCUCGAGCAUCCCGUCCGUAUUCAUCAGUCAGGCGAGGAGCAACUGCGGAAUCGAUCUCAUCGGAACCACACUAGGCAUCUUCUUCGCUUUCUCUGGGCCAUCUUAUUUUUGUUCCCAAGAUUCUUUAGGUGCAUAGAAAAAAAAGGGGGAGAAGGACAGCAGGAGGGGGAUGAAAGGAAGAUCAACGGUUCAUUGAGGAUCACGGCUAGGUUUUCGAACCUCACAGUAAACCGAGGCCUGAAUCUUCACAACGGUGUGAAGAUUCAGACGCUCGGACUGUGCACUUGGCCGAGUCAGACUUGUUUCUUUACCCCGACGAGCAACGGGGAUCGAAGGGGCGCAAAAGAUCCAGUGAAAUUGGUUUCUGGAAGUAAGACUGAAGUUCCAAGGGUAUGGAAGCAGGUGGAGCGUCUGUGGAAGCCAAGCGGAAUGGAAUUGUCGAAGCAAGUGAAAAAUCAAGCGGUUUAGGCAGUGAUCGUUUUGAAGUAGAAGGCAGUUUUGGCUCCGGCAGAGAGUCGGUGAAAUCCUUUGUAACGGCAGGCAGCCAGUCAUUCAAUUCAACAAGUGGGUUCGUGAAUUCAUCAAUAAGGGGAUCAUCACCGAAGGGCUUGGAGCACUGCAAAACAGCACCUGUAAGCUCUGUUCCGUCCAGAACAUUACUGUCGGAUGCCCAUGACUUUGCUCUAUAUAGGUCUAAGACAGAGAGAAGAGACCAUCAGAGGCUCGAUUUGAGACUAGACAGACUGCUAGAACGUGAAAAGAAAAAGAUUAUUGAGCUUGUCAAAGUUCAGAAGGAUGGGACUGUGGAGGUUGAUGUUACCAAAAAUGCACCUGUAGCAUCUGAACUGCUAGAGCUUGAUGCUGUUGAUGCAGCGCCAAUUGAUGUUGGAAGGAGAACCACUGAAUCCCACAAAACAAUUCCGAAGUUAAACAUUGCCAUGCUUGUUGUUGGUACGAGAGGGGAUGUGCAGCCUUUUAUAGCUAUUGCGAAACGUCUUCAGGAGUUCGGUCAUCAUGUUAGGCUAGCAACUCAUGCUAAUUUCAGAACCUUUGUGAAAUCAGCUGGGAUUGAUUUUCACCCUUUGGGUGGUGAUGCACGAAUUUUGGCAAGAUAUAUGGCAAAGAAUAAAGGUUUUUUGCCAUCUGGACCAGCAGAUAUAUCUCUUCAACGGAAGCAAAUCAGGGCUAUCAUCGAUUCAUUACUUCCAGCUUGCACAGAACCUGAUAUUGAUUCUGGAACUCCUUUUAGUGCUCAGGUGAUCAUUGCGAAUCCUCCUGCUUAUGGGCAUGUCCAUGUAGCUGAAGCCCUUGGGGUACCAAUUCACAUUUUCUUUACCAUGCCAUGGACGCCAACACACGAGUUUUCUCAUCCUUUGGCACGGGUACCUCAAAGUGCUGGUUAUCGGCUCUCAUAUCUUGUCGUGGAUGUGCUUAUAUGGUGGUUUAUAAGAGACAUGAUAAAUGACUUCAGAAAGAAAAAGUUGAAGCUUCCACCAAUUGCAUACUUUAGCACAUACCAUGGAUCAAUUUCGCAUUUGCCGACUGGAUACAUGUGGAGUCCACAUGUUGUGCCAAAGCCAAAUGAUUGGGGUACCCAAGUGGAUGUUGUUGGAUACUGUUUCUUAAAUCAUAGCCUCAACUAUCAGCCGCGGGAAGAGCUUUUACAGUGGAUACAAGCAGGCACAAGACCAAUAUAUAUAGGGUUUGGUAGCAUGCCACUUGAAGAUGCAACAAAGACAACAAGUAUCAUUCUUGAAGCCCUUAAGGAUACAGAACAAAGGGGAUUAAUUGAUAGAGGAUGGGGCGGCCUUGGCAAUACUCCAGAAGUUCCAGACAAUGUUUUUUUUCUUGAAGACUGCCCACAUGAUUGGUUAUUCCCUCAGUGUGCUGCAGUGGUCCAUCAUGGAGGUGCAGGCACGACAGCUGCAGGAUUAAGAGCAGGGUGCCCUACAACUAUUGUGCCAUUUUUUGGUGACCAGUACUUCUGGGCUGAUAGAGUCCAUGAGAAAGGAGUCGGACCUGCACCAAUACCUAUUUUUGAGCUUUCUGUGGAACGGCUGUCAAGUGCAAUCAAAUUUAUGCUUGAUCCGGAGGUAAAACAACUAGCAUUGGAACUGGCAAAAGACAUUGGAAAUGAAGAUGGUGUUGCCGAAGCCGUAAAUGCUUUUCACCAUCAUUUGCCACCAGAAUUGCCAUUGCCACCCGUUGCCUUGGAGGAAACGGGAAAUCCCUUACAGUCGAUAAUGCUGGCCUUGGAGAAGUGGUGUUGCCUGCCUUGUAUCUCUUAGCUGUGUUCUUGAUUUGAAGAAUUUGGUAUGUAUUCUUUUGUUGUUCUUUCAUCACCUGGUUUUGAAGGUUUUUUGUAUAUGUAUUUGUAUGGAGUUUGUCACAAUAAACAUGGAAGCUCCUAGGUGCUUCUUGUCAAGAAUUUCAAUUAUAGAAAAAUUUCUCCUUUUGUUUCUGCUAUGAUGUAAAAGAAUGUAGAUACUGGCCUGAAAAUGAUUCAUGAUAUUGUUUCCGCUAUUGAAAGUUGUGUCA
Nymphaea colorata (pocket water lily) is the source of this 2698-nucleotide messenger RNA. Its product is annotated as sterol 3-beta-glucosyltransferase UGT80B1. Gene Ontology annotation, biological process: carbohydrate metabolic process. The transcript has 15 exons. Bases 553 to 2448 code for a protein of 631 amino acids. Gene Ontology annotation, molecular function: hexosyltransferase activity; UDP-glycosyltransferase activity. Lineage: Eukaryota; Viridiplantae; Streptophyta; Magnoliopsida; Nymphaeales; Nymphaeaceae. The record is from RefSeq and is a predicted model, not a curated record.